Messenger RNA from Myotis daubentonii (Daubenton's bat), 15256 nucleotides. It is a transcript of the gene TET1, whose product is annotated as tet methylcytosine dioxygenase 1. Gene Ontology annotation, molecular function: DNA binding; zinc ion binding; DNA 5-methylcytosine dioxygenase activity. Lineage: Eukaryota; Metazoa; Chordata; Mammalia; Chiroptera; Vespertilionidae. Gene Ontology annotation, biological process: chromosomal 5-methylcytosine DNA demethylation, oxidation pathway; positive regulation of transcription by RNA polymerase II. Gene Ontology annotation, cellular component: nucleus. The record is from RefSeq and is a predicted model, not a curated record.
ACUUGGUGCGAGUAAGCCCAACCAUGGUGCAGCCAGAUUCUUCUCAAAAGUGAGACCUUCCGAAGGACCAAUGACUCUGUUCCCCGUGUCCUUUCAUUUUCUCCUCCUACUCCAUCACUAUGUCUCGAUCCCGCCACGCCAAGCCUUCCAGAUUAGUCAGGAGGGAAGAUCUAAACAAAAAGAAAAACAGCCAACUGAAGAAGACCCUCAGGCCAGUCAACAGAAAUGUGGCAUCAGGCAAGACCAUGAGCCCCGGACAAUUAAAGCAAUUCAUUCAAGAAAGGGAGGUUAAGAAAAAAACGGAACCCAAACCACCACCCAUGCCAGUCAGAAGCCUGCUGACAAGAGCCAGCGCAGCACGAAUGAAGUUGGAGAGGACUGAGGCUCUUUUUCGGAAUCCGGAGUCCUUAACCUGCAAUGGGUUUACAAUGACUCUCCGAAGAACCUCCCUUAGCAGGCGACUCUCCCAACCCCCACUGGUCAUAGCCAAACCCAAGAAAGUCUCACCUCCUAAGAAUUUAGAAAAGCAACAUAAGUGUGAUCAUAAGGUAACGCCCUCGGAGAAUGAUUCUGUACCCACACAAGACCCCCUAAUCCCUCCUGAUAUAGAGAAUCUAAUGGACAUACAAAAUGCGUCUUUAGUUACAGAUGAGAGCCAAGGGACAGCCCAGUCUUGGUGCCAAAGGGUGGAGGAUUCCAAAAUAAAUUUUCCCACUCACAGUGGCCCUGCAGCAGGCAUCCUUUCUGGGGCGCUGGAAGGGACACAUGGUGGUGAAGGACUGUUCUCUAAAGAGACAUUGGAUGACAUCAGUGAUUCCCCAAGAAUGUUUGCUCAGGACACUCUGUGUGCUCCUUUGCCCCUUCAAGCAGACCUUAAUGUUACCUCGGAAGGAAACAGCAGCAUUCAGGUAGAAGAUUUGGGUUCACAAGUAGAAUCUCUUAAGCUAUCUGAUUCUUACCCGAAUCCCAUCCAAAGUGAACAUGAUUGCUGCCCCACCUCCAGCUUUAAUAAGGUUAUACCUGAAUUGGACCUUAGAAACUACUUGUCAAUUGAUGGGUCAGUGUAUUCUACCUCAUUUUUAAAACUCUUCUUGGCAGGUUCAGAACAAGGAGCCCUUGGUGCUGAACCAGAUCCUCUGGAGGCCCUCAAGGCUACUCCAGAUCAGCGGGCAGUUCCUGAUAACACCCCUGUCUUAGGACAGGCCUUUAGUGCAGUCCCACAUCAAUGGGAAAUUCCUGGUGCUAAUCUGGUUCAUGGAGGGGCUCUGGGUGAGACCCCAGACCCACCAGAGAUCGCUGGUGCUAUUUCAGUCCAAGGAGAUGUCUUUGGUGCCAUCCUCAAUCAGGAAAUCCUUGGUCCAUACCAGAUGGGAGCGAGUACUGCCUCAGACCCAUCUGUCUUCCUUCCUGCUCCUCUGAACCCAGUUGCUACCUAUAACGCUCUCCCAGAAUGGCCUGAUCCCCAGAGCACGGUUUCAUACGGGCUUGAGAUCCAAGGUACUAUGCAGAUUUUACCUUUGGGCUCAGGUCACACUCCUCAACCAUCCUCCAACUCGGAGGUAAAUUCCGAACCUCCAGUCAUGGCCAUACACAAUGUGGAAAAUGAGAAGCAAGUCCAUCUAUGCUUUCCACCAGCUGACACUCCGGGGUUUGCUUUAGCCCCUGAGGGAGGGCUCCACGGUGCUUCACAGACCCUUGCCCAAGACGCCCAGGCUGGUCCCAGCAAGUCGGAAGGAGGGAGCUCCCAGGUGGACACCACAGUGGUGUCUACGCCGGUGUCACUUGCCAGUACCUCCUCUUCUCCUUCCCACACAACUGUGCUGCCUACUUUGGAAAAGAAGAAACGGAAGCGAUGCGGGGUCUGUGAGCCCUGCCAGCAGAAGGCCAACUGUGGUGAAUGUACUUACUGCAAAAACAGAAAGAACAGCCACCAGAUCUGUAAGAAGAGGAAAUGUGAGGAACUGAAAAAAAAGCUGCCCGGCCUUGUGCCGAAGGUUAUAAAGGAAAACAAGAGGCCCAAGAGGGAAAAGAAGCCCAAAGUUUUAAAGGCAGAUUUUAAAAACAAAGCAGUAAAUGGCCCCAAGUCAGUAUCCAUGGACUACAAUGGAUGUGGUCAUGGGGAAGAAAAAAGAUUGGAAUUGAACCCACAUCCCCCUGAAAAUGUAACUGAAAAUGAAGAAAGUGUGACAGGUAUUGAAGUGGAGAAGUGGACACAGAGUAAGAAAUCACAUUUAACAGAUCAAGUCAAAGGAGAGGUUAAGGCAAUUGUGACAGAAGGUGAAAAACUGGGAAGCUCUGAAGAUGACACAAAAAAAGUCCUACCUGACCCUCAAAAUUUGUUUGCACAAACGGUAAAAAAUGGCAUUAAAAAUGUACACUACUUACCAACGGAAACAGAUGUGUCUUUUAAAAAAUUCAACAUUGAAGAAUUUGGCAAGGUGUCCGAAAACAAUUCCUGUAAACCCCUGAUAGACACUGCAAACCAGAACAAUGCCAUGAGCUCCAUUGCUGCUAAUGCAAGCAGCGAUCAUCUUAUGGGGAGAAGCAAUGUUUUAGUCUUCCAGAAGCCUGGCUCUGAGUCUUUUCCUGAUCCUGCAGACUUCAACUGCAUGAGUCCUACGAGUACACGUACUGAAAGUGAUCAACCAAAAUCUCUAGAAAAUAUACCAACUUCAGAACCAAUACACGGAUCUCCAGUUCAACAAAAUCUUCUAUCCCUAGUGACAGAUAGGACAUUGACGCAGGAGCAAGUGGAUGUUAUAGAAGCUUUGGCUCAGCUUUCAAAACCCCCUGCAGAAAAUUCCUCACCAUCAACGUCUGAGAAGGAUGAAGAAAACGAGCAGAUGUCAGCUAGUUUGUUUAAUAACUGUAGAGCUUCAAUCCCUUCUGUAACUAAAGGCCUCAAAGAACCGUGUUUGCAGAGGGAGCCUCCAAGCCUUCACCAUUGCCCAUCGGUAGAAAAGCAAAGUUCGUGCCACACCGUGGUGUUCAAUGGCCAGAGUCACAUUUCCAUGUCACAUAACAGUGCAGCUACUAACCAAGUAUCCCCGAAGCCACAGGAAUAUUCAAAAGCAAAAAAUUCCACAUCUCUUUUUACACCAAAUUCUAGUUCAUCUGAAAUCGACACCAAUAAAAAUGCUGUUCAUAAUAGCAGUAUUCUUGACAGUUGUUCAGAAAAUUUGCAUGAGUUGCCAUCAACAAGUGGUGAAUCGGGGUCCUGCAACCAGUUCCUGGACAGCAGCAAAAAGUUAGACUCAUCAUGUCACGAUACAGUUCAUAGUCAAAUAGAGGAAGAUGUUGCUAACCAGUUAACACAGCUUGCAUCAGUAAUUGAAUUCAGUUAUACCAAACCAGAGGAAACAAAUGUUGAAAGUACAUCAACAAACCUUGUGUAUAAUGUGCAAAAACACAGUCAGGAGAAGAACACAAUAAAACCGAAACCACGUUCCAGUUUAAAAAAUAACCAUGGCUCAUCAACAAAGCAAAAGAACAAAACCCGGAAAAAGACAAAAUCUGCUCCAUCCAGAGAACGGCGGAAAAAGAAGCCUGCAGUCACAAGUUGUCAAGAAAAUGAUCAGAAAAGGCAGGAAAAGUUGUCAUAUGAGUAUAAUAAGUUACAUGACAUUUGGAUCGCGUCUAAGUUUCAAAGAUUUGGUCAAAUUGGUCCACGUGAUUUUCCUAUUCGGUUGGGAAAAAUUCCUCCUGUAACCCACGUACGGACAACACUUACUCAAGCAAGUUUAGCAUUAAAACACAAGAAAUUAUUUCCUCCACUGGCUCAGAUAAAAUUUGAGCGAAAUUCUGGAUCAGCACAGGAAGAAAUGAUGAAUGUUGAUCCGCUGCAUUCUCACUCCAUAUUCCAUUUACAAACAGAAUCCAAUGGGCAGGCGUUUACAGAAGAAGUUUCUAAUUCUCAGGUACAGCCCAUCGUGCAUGUCAGUCAGGAAGCUCAUCCUGUACUCCAGUCCUCCUCUCCCACCAAUCAGUGUGCUAAUGUGAUGGCUGACCAUGACCACACACAGUUCCAGCAGGAUGUGGAAGACCAACUCAUGCGUCAGACGCUGCCAGCAUUGCCUAGUGUCUCUCAUGAGACCCCUUCAUCGGACCCAGGACAAGUGCUCAGGAAUGUAAAUGUAGAACGUUCAGGUGGAAUCACAGUGGUUUCUACCACAAAUGAAGACGUGUUUUUAUCUAGUGUUGGAGCAUCCGAAGUUUCCCCAAUAGAAAACGCACAUAAUUUUCAUAAUUAUGCCAUGAACUUUUUAACGAAUUCUACAAGAAACCUGGUGUCCACAACGAAAGAUUCUGAAUUGCCAAGCUGCAACUGCCUUGAUCGAGUUAUACAAAAAGAAAAAGGCCCAUAUUAUACGCACCUUGGGGCAGGACCAAAUGUUGCCGCUGUCAGGGAAAUCAUGGAGACUAGGUAUGGGCAAAAAGGAAGUGCAGUAAGAAUAGAAAAAGUAAUAUAUACCGGAAAAGAAGCGAAAAGCUCUCAUGGAUGUCCUGUCGCUAAGUGGGUUUUAAGAAGAAGCAGCGAAGAAGAGAAGGUUCUUUGCUUGGUUCGGCAGCGUACAGGCCACCACUGUCCUACAGCAGUGACAGUGGUGCUGAUCCUGGUAUGGGAUGGCAUUCCCCUUCCCAUGGCAGACCGAUUGUAUACGGAGCUUACCCAAAACCUGAGGACGUACAAUGGGCAUCCCACAGACCGAAGAUGCACGCUCAAUGAAAAUCGUACCUGUACAUGUCAAGGAAUUGAUCCUGAGACUUGUGGAGCUUCAUUCUCUUUUGGCUGUUCGUGGAGUAUGUACUUUAAUGGCUGCAAAUUUGGUAGAAGCCCAAGCCCUAGAAGAUUUAGAAUUGAUCCAAGUUCUCCCUUACAUACCUACUAUGAAAGAAUUACUAAAGGACGUAUUCCAGAAAGAAGAUAUGUGAGACCGGAAGCAAUCUGUCCGGGACACGAGGCCAUGGAAAAAAACCUUGAAGAUAAUUUACAGAGUUUGGCCACACAAUUAGCUCCAAUUUAUAGACAGUAUGCUCCGGUUGCUUACCAGAACCAGGUACAAUUUGAACAUAUUGCCCGAGAGUGUCGGCUUGGCAACAAAGAAGGCCGUCCUUUCUCUGGGGUCACUGCCUGCGUAGACUUCUGUACCCAUGCCCACAGGGACAUACACAACAUGAAUAACGGGAGCACGGUGGUUUGUACCUUAACACGAGAAGAUAACCGCUCAUUUGGUAUCGUUCCUCAAGAUGAGCAGCUGCAUGUUCUACCCCUUUAUAAAUUAUCAGACACAGAUGAGUUUGGCUCAAGGGAAGGAAUGGAAGCUAAGAUCAGAUCUGGGGCCAUUGAUGUCCUCACACCGUGUCGCAAAAAAAGAACAUGUUUUACUCAGCCAAUUCCUCGUUGUGGGAAGAAAAGAGCAGCGAUGAUGACAGAAGUCUUCACGCGUAAGAUAAAGGCUGUGGAGAAGAAACUCAUUCCUCGAAUCAAGCGGAAGAAUAACUCGACAAUGCACGACAGUAAGGCUUCAUCCCUGUCGCAUUUAGGUUCGGACCACAUUCAAAUGUACUCACUGAUCCCGUCCAUUCCUCACCCAGUGAAAGAGGCACAUUUAUCCCAAGACUUCUCGGCCGCCAACACUGCUUCGACCUCAACAUCUUUUAAGAACGAUGCCUUGGUUUCGUGCGUGUUUCCAGAAAGAAGUAGCGAUCCCGACUGCACGAUGCCUUCUGGGAGACAGAGUGAUGCUCAUGCUGCUGCUGGGGAAUGCGAUGGAAUCGCACAGCCUGGUGAAGUGAGUCCUCUUCCCACUUUGCCUACUCCCAUGGCCGAUUCCCUGGUUGGUUCUGAGCCUCCCGCGGGUCCAUCUGAGCAGAUCCCUUCUAAUGAGCCAAACCAGCAGCCCCCACUCAUCACCUCUGCUCCUGAACUUGCUUCCUCUCUGAUGGAAGAUGAGCAGCAUUCGGAAGCAGAUGAGCCUCCAUCAGAUGACCCCCUGUCAGAUGACCCCCUGUCACCCACUGAGGCGAAAUUGCCCCACAUUGAAGAGUAUUGGUCAGAUAGUGAGCACAUCUUUUUGGAUGCCAGUGUUGGUGGGGUGGCCAUAGCACCUGCUCAUGGCUCUGUGUUAAUUGAGUGUGCCCGGCGAGAGCUUCAUGCUACAACUCCCGUCCAACACCCGAACAGGAACCAUCCUACACGUCUCUCUCUUGUCUUCUACCAGCACAAAAACCUAAAUAGGCCCCACCACGGCUUUGAAAUAAACAAGAUUAAGUACGAGGCUAAAGAACCUAAGAAUAAGAAAAUUAAGGUCUCAGAGCAGAGCGAUCAGGCAGCUAAUGAGGGUCCUGAGCUGUCCCCUGAAGCUAAUGAAUUGAACCAAAUUCCUUCUCGCCAGGCAUUAACAUUAACCCAUGACAAUGUUGUCACCGUGGCCCCUUAUGCUCUCACACACGUUGCAGGGCCCUAUAACCAUUGGGUAUGAAGGCUGUUCUCCCCUUUUUAAUGCCUUUGCUAGUGCUGUGUAUUUUUCCAAGGUGCUGUUAAAGGAAAGUCAUAUUGUUGUUUACUAGAUAGAUCUUCAUCUCACCCAUGUGAAGGCUGAAGUAAAACAAGCAAAUGCAGUAGGGUGGGUAUUUCUUAACUGUGACUAUAUAUUUUGACAAUUGAUAGAAGGUGCACAUUUUAAGCAAAAAUAAAAAGUUUUAUAGUUUUAAAUACAUAAAGAAAUGUUUUGGUUAGGUGUUAACCUUGAGAGAAUCACUCAGUUUGGUGCUUUAAAUAAGUCUGUUUACUAUGAAAUGAGUAAUUUUUAGAGGCUUUUAACUGAUAAUGUGCUAUGAUGUAAAAUCAAGAUACACAGUGUUAACUCUACACAGCUCCUGGUGCUUAACCACAUCGACACAGUUCAUUAUAAGCUGAAUUAUUAUUUCAUGGUGCCAUUGUUUCAACAUCUUCCAAUCAUUGCUAGAAAAUAGGCAUAUUCCUUUGAAAUAAACCAAUGAAAAGUUUUCUCUCUUAAGGUGUCUCUCCUGUAUAAAAUAAUUCAUUAUUAUUGGUAAUGGUUGGACGCUGUUCAUAAAUUGUAAAUAUAUAUUUUAAAAGCACUUUCUAUUUUUAAAAUUAACUUGAAAUAGUAUAGUAUAAGAAUCCAAUUGUCUAUUGUUUGUGCAUAUUUGCCUACAAGAGAAAUCAUUCUUGCUGUGUAGAGUUCCAUCUUAUUAACUGCAAUAUGUAUUCAUACAUGUGUAUGGUUUGUGUUUUUUAAUGUGUUCUUUCUCAUUCAAAUAUUAGCUACUUAUAUAAAAUCAAUCAUGCAAAAAUUGUUAAUGAUCUCAAAUUGGAAUUUGAAAGAUUAUCACCAACAUUGAUUAAUAUUUUCUUGGGAACUAAGUAAGUGUGAACGCUUAUUGAGCAACAUUGACCCCAAUUUACUUUCACUGUAACUUUCUCAAUAUAAUCCAUCAAAAGGUGUUUCCGAAAGGAGAUUUGACAUAACAGGAUUCAGAAGAGUCAAAUGCUUCUAAAGUUUCAAGGUAAUAAAAUACAAAAAUAAAGUAGUGAGAACCCUAACCAUCCCAAAUUGCCUUAUUCUGAAAGUCAUUCCAGUAGAGACUAAAAUUUUAGUAGAAAUAUUUUGAAAACAAAUUCCUUAUUAUUGCACAUGCAAAACAAAUAGUAGGAAUGAUAUAAAUAAGUUAUUCCAAAGUAGUUUAAACACAUUAGUUUUGGGGAAAAUGAUAACUCUUCUGAGGUAAUUGCCUAUGAUCUAGGUAACAGGAAAAUAGGCAUUCUGUUUAGUUUUUAGUCCUCCUAUUAUUUCUUCUAUUACAUUUUCCGGUUCAUAGCAAAACAAAAGAGAUUGCCCAAAGCAAAUUUUAGAUCAAGAAGAAAUUUCAAUGAAAUACUUGAUUCUGUUAAAAUGCAGAGGUGCUAUAACAUUCAAAGUCUCAGAUUCCUCGGGAGUAUGGAAAACCUAACGGUGCUUCUCCCCUGGAAAUGCCACAGGAAGCCCAUAACCGCUAACACUCACAAUUCUGGUGCAAAAGCAAACAAUUCCAGUAAGCUCUCUAAAUAAAAUUAAUCAUAAAUUAUUAAAAUAAUAUAUGGUGCAAAGUAUCCGUUUCAAGCUUUUGACUAAUCAAAGUAAAGGAAUAUGAAGGGAUUGUAAAUAGCAAAAUGUCAUUGAUAGACUGUCUUGUACAAGUAGAUUUCUGCUUUUGAAUAGGUAAAAUAGGGUAAUUCAUCAACUUGUUUUAGUAUGUUGUGUGCCUUAGAUUUCUGUUGUAAAACAUGUAUAUUUUUGUGAGCCUCUGGUUUCUUAUACAUUUAAGUAUAUAAAUAAGUGAUUGUUUAUUGUUUCAGCUGCUUAAAUAAGAUAUUUACUAGUAGUAGACCAUCAGGAAUAUACCCUUGUAAUAUUUUAUUUUAGGCCUUUGCUCUCACUUCAAGUUAUUUUCUCACCAGAUUUAAUGGAUAAAACUUAAAGAUCCUUUAUCCAUCCACCCAUCUACCCAUUCAACACUUAUUGAAUGUCUGCAAAAUUUAAGUAAUAGCUUUUGUUUUCUUUGAGUCACUACCCAUGACAGUAAACUUGAAGAAUUAAAAUCCUAGAAGAUACUCUAACACACAUUUUUCCAAAAAAAAAAAAAAAGUAAGCACAUUUCCUUCAAAACAGACCAUUGUGAUAUCUGUACAGCAAUCCAGAUCAGUGGCACUAAGUGAAAGUAAGUUUCCUUAACAAUAGAAACUUGAGGCACGUGUGUUGAUUUAAGGGAGUAUUGAGAUUUUUGAAAUUAGUUGCAGUUUACCAAAACAAGUACAUGAAAAUAUCCAGUCUUAGCUAAAAAUGUCUCCAUUCAGUUAUAAUUAACACCUGCUGAACCCCAUGAUGGGAACCACACAUGAUUCCUGCGUUAUUGAACUCUUUCAUAAGUUUGCCAUCCCAUUGUAUGCCCUGUAAUUUUUUAAAAGCUCAUGCUUAAAUGUUCUGCAGCAUUGUAAUUGUAUACUGGCCACACUGCUGUUAGAAUGCUCUUUUUCAUGAAGCAAGGAAAUAAAUUUAUUUGAAAUGACAUUUUCACUCAGAAAACUGGUUAUCUAAUAUUUCUAUACUUCAAUUAUAUUUUACUGUAAUGGAUCACUUUUGUUUUACCCUUUUUUUUCUUUUUUUGGGGGGGGGGGGAGAAUCAAUCUUCUGCCUUUGGGUUUUCAAACUUCUGCCUUUGUUCAUGGUGUGAUAAUUGAAUUCAUUGAUGCAUGCCUCCCAAGUUAGCCCAACCUGUUCAUAAUAUGUUACAAACUUAACUAUGAUGGGAGAAUAACUCCUGUCUAGUGUAGAAUCCUACAAAAUAUGCUGUCCUUCAAAUCCUAUUUCUAAUGCCUCGUAGGCUAUCAUUGAAAACAUUUUUUUCUUGUUAGCUUCAUCUACAUCCUCUUUCCAAUUCAUCCACAAAGUACCAAAUAUAUCAUGAUGUAGACCUGUUUGAAAUAUAUCAGCGAUUUUCCACCAUUGAACUACAAGAAUUAAAUUAUACCUUUUUGUGGUGUGUUUUGUUUUUGUUUUUGUCAGAUUGGCGAAAGAUAAUAUAUUUUUUGAUGUGCUGCAGAAUUUUAGUAAUUAGUUUAUUUGUGCCAUAAGAUAAAAAAGGUUGGAAAUCGCUGAAAUAUGUUGUUAUUAUUAUUAUUAUUAUUAUUAUUAUUGAAAGUGGAGCCUAACAGAAUGUAUAGCUGUAGGUUAAUUUUUGCAACAUAUUAGCAAAGUGUUUGCAUCUUAAAUAACCUUCCAACAUCUUUAUGAAAUCUGCAUGUGGAUGAAAUAAUUUCAUUUGUUAAAUAUGGAAUUUUACUAUAUUAGAACCAUAAGCAAUUUGCUUAAGACAUAACCCCAAUGCAUACUUAAUUGAAUGCAUACACUUGUAAAUGAGAUAUUGACUUAAUUCAUAUCAAGUAUCCUACUUUCUAAUGUUAUUACUUCAUAGAUUCCUGCCCAUUAUCAUUUAUUUCACAAUAGCAUGUAUGGAAAAUAGCCUCAAACUAUUUAAGUUUAGUCUUUUUAAUACAUAUUGAAAUCUUUUAUCUGGGACAAUGUUUUGACAUUGCAUGACAACUUCCACCGAUAGCAGGCACAGCAUUUCUUUUGAAUAUGACAAAGUAGCUGUAUGUGACCUUUAAUAUAUAGCUACUUUCUAUUUCACAACUUUUUUGAUGCAUGGGAAUCUUUUUGUCUAGUUUUAGUACAAUGGUGAGUUUUUAUACUUUGUAAGAAUUAAUGGCAAGAAUUGUGACAUAAGCUAAUAUAAUAGUGGCACCUCACAGCCCUGGAAGACACCUUAGAAGUGAUAGAAUUCAAUCACUGGAGCCCAGAGAGCAGAUUUUAAUGUCAGUGUGAAAUUAUUUUUGUAAUUAUAAUUUAAUGAAUCAAAUGAAGGUUAGGAUGAUUGUAUGAAAAUAAACAUGAUUUGAUCGCCCAUACGGUAUUUUAUCAAUGGGAAUUAACCUUAUUUUUGUACAAGUUAAAAAUAAAAUGGCUUUGGGUUGGUUUUUUUCUGAGAGGUUCAGGGAUAGAAGUGAUAUUGGGUCAAGAUUUCUCUGCCUUCAGAGUCUCUUGGACCUUGAUGGGAAAUUUAGCUGACUUUUACCUAUUAAGCUAUCCUGUUAACACAUCUUAUAAAGUGUGGCAAUAGUCUUGUCUGCUAUUUCAAUAAAUAUCAAGUACUUAACACAGUACAGGCUUUUAUUCCCCCUGGAACAAGUGUUAGGCAUUUAUAAGAAGUUAAAAGAUUGAAUGGUUUAAAUAAUUGGGGGAAGUAUAUAUUUCUAUUGUAUAUACUAUUUAACCAUAGUUGUACAUACACUCUAAGUAUAUGUCUUGCCUAGUUGGCCCCACAAUUAAGUCCCAGCAUAGGUUAUUUUAAUGUGGCUGUCUGCAUAUUAGAAUACUGUCUUAUUGUCCACAGCUACUAAACUUGCCCAUAAGUGUAUUGUACUUGUAACUUCAACGUCCAUAGUAUGGCACCCUUAACCAAGUGAUAAAAAUCAGUGCUCUGAUUCCUAAGAGUCUGGAUUUAUCUAAAUCAAAUUAUGCUCCAUGUUGAGCUUUCGUCUAAUAGGUUUAGGAAAUGAUGCCAUCCAUUGCUCUGGCAUGCAAUUCAGAAAGAAUCAGUAUGAACUUUAUCAGAAGCUGAAUAUCUGUGUUUUCUUAUCAUGUAAUGAGAUUAACUGACAUCUUUUGCUUUUCUCUUGUGUAUAAAAUAGGGACUAAUUUCCUCUGUUAAUUUGGGACAUGGUGAAAAUGGCUUGUAUCCAGGACCUCACCCUUUUUGUCCACAUUGAACUCUACAAACUUUAAUUCUCGGCAUUCUAGUAUCUGAAUGAGGUUUUCUUAGUCCCUGCUUCUUAUGUGUACCCAAUCAAAUACCAUUGUUUGUUUCAAAAGGCAUGUGUCUUAUUCCUUCAGGUAAUCCAAAGGUGUUACUUACUUUCCCCUAAUUUUCACUGCCUUGAGGGUCCCGCAAUAUGUUUCUCUUGUGGUAGUCUGCAGGUUUAGUAUUUCUAGCUUUAAACGUCCAACACAUUUUUCCUUAGUUGGCUUUCCUCCCUUCCCAUCCUUACUGUGAUAUCUGUGAUCCUGCCUGGGUCACAAGUUUCCCUCCAGUUUGUUCAGCCAUUUGUCCCCUCAAGUAAAGCAAAGCAAAACUUAGUCUAAGGUAGGAACGUGAUCAGAUGUUAAACAUAUUAGCUGAUUCUAACCCAUCCCUGUUUCAGUGCAACUUUGGAAACUCUGGUUGUUCUAAAAAGAUAAAUUUCUGCCCCUAUCUGCUGUUAUGAAAGGCAUUCUUUUUUUUUCCCCCCAACAGCUGUCUGAAACAUUUGCAUUUUGAGAGAUAACGCUAUUAGAAAGUAAUUUGGUUUCUUCUCCAGUCGGCUGGAUAUAAACUUACAAUCUGACCAUAAACUCUGCCUGUUAUUUUAUUCUCUCACUUAACAAUAUAACAGUGUCAAUAAGUGCACUUUAAUUCUUUUUACACUUUUUAUUCUUCCCUCUGAUUUUCCCCUUUCUCUGUCCUGCAUUCCCCAAGUUCCCUACACAAAUACGCGUGGUUCAUUUAAGAAUAGCAGUGAUCUUGCUCACUUGUCUUCCUGUCUUUUAAAAUCAUGUUUCUGGAAUUCUUUAUGUAAUUGUACGAAAAGGAAUCAAGAGCUUUUACUCGUUCUUUUAAGGGAAAAUUCAGUUUUUAGGAUUAGAUAUGAUCACAAGACCACAGAUUAGCAUUGAGUGGUCUCUACCCCACCAAUGUUUGACUCCAGACUCAUUUAUUAGUGUUUGAUAAAAAGUUGUGCAAGCCCUGCUUGGUUUGGCUCAGUGGAUAGAGUGUCGGCCUGCGGAAUGAAGGGUUUGAUUCUGGUCAAGCGCACACGCCCAGGUUGCAGCCUUGAUCCCCAGUAGGUGGUGUGCAGGAGGCAGCCAAUGAUUCUCUCAUCAUUGAUGUUUCUAUCUCUCCCUUCCUCUCUGAAAUCAAUAAAAAUACAUUUUUAAAAGAGUUGUGCAAGAAGUUAUAUAUUCUACCACUACUUCUAUAUGGCUUUCCUGUUUUUGUAUAAUGCAUCAUACUAAUGGUCUGACUGGUGACUUUCUUAGUAACAGAUCUGAUCUAUAGAAGACAAUAUUUUUUUUUUUUGCAUGUUUUCCUCCUAUACCUCAGCCCAAUUUACUUCUUUGGAAUUUGGUUGCUGGCAACAAUAGAACCUAUUCUAUAAUCUGGGUGAGAAAAGUUAAAAAGAGAACUGAAAGUAAUUACUUUAUUUAAAAAAUUUUUUACUCCUUGAAUUUGUUCAGGUAACAUUGGUUAAUAAUUGAAGAGCUCUUAAACAUGGGGAAAGUCAGUCAUCAGAAGCUCUUUCAAGUUCCAUGGAAGAAGUUAAGGGGCAGAAAUGAGGGAGAAUUGUGUUCCUAUCAGCAACAGGCAAAUUUACUCUCGGUGCUCAACACCAAGAAAUGCUUUUAAUGUUUCUUCUCCCCACUCCAUACCAGUUUUCUCUGAAAAAAUAAAUCGCUCAAAAUGAGGAACCAGCCCUAGCCGGUUAUCUCAGUGGGUAGAGCAUCGGCCUGUGUACUGAAGGGUUCUGGGUUGAUUCCUUGUCAGGGCAUCUGCCUGGGUUGCAGGCUCAGUUCCCAGUGGGUGGGGGGUCUUGCAGAACGCAGACAGUCAAUGAUUCUCAGCAUUGAUGUUUCUCUCUCUCCCUCCCUGAAAUCGAUGAAAAUAUAUAACGGAAAAUGAGGAACCAUUUUGAAAUCAAACAUGAUAGUAAGAAAAAUUGUAAUUAAUAUUGUGCUUUAUAUAUAAUGUUGUAGGAUAUCAAACUGCUUUAUUAUGUACUACUUUCUCUCCAGCACUGGGGAUUGGACAGAUAAUGUUUCCAACUUACUAAAAGAAAACCUCGGAAAACUAGAAAUUUCAACAUCAUUCACAGAGGGUUGUGAUUUUUUAUUUUAUUUUAUUUAUUUUAAAAAAUAUAUUUUUAUUGAUUUCAGAGAUGAAGGAAGAGGAGAGAGAUAGAAACAUCAAUGAUGAGAGAGAAUCAUUGAUCGGCUGCCUCCUGCAUGCCCCCUACUGGGGCUUGAGCCCACAACCCGGUCACGUGUCCCUGAUCGGAACCGAACCCGGGACCCUUCAGUUCACAGGCUAACACUCUAUCCACUGAGCCAAACCAGCCAGGGCCGUGUGAUUAUCCUUUUUAGUUAUUAUUAAUUGGCCUAAAGAGGUGAGCUAAUAUUUUUGGGAACUUUAUCUUCGUCUCCACUUUGUCUUUAACUACCUGAAAAUGCUUUUUUCAAAGCAGUGUUAGAUGUCCAUGGAGAAUUUAAACAGGAGCCAUCAUUUUCUUCUAAUUUCUUCAGUUUGGCCUGUCUUCUGUGGUAAUACAGCAUCAACUGUUUCUGCUCCUCGUUGUUAAUAUUAGGUCCUUGGGCUGGAGCUCCUUAUUCCCUUCGCUGAAUCUUGACUGCAAUUUUGUGUGUGUGUGUGUGUGUUGUGUGCGUUUUCAUUUCUGCCCAUGUAGUCUGAAAUCUUAUUCUUCUUGACUCCUUGACAGCCCUCUACAGUUGUGCUUCUGACUCCUCAAUGACCUUGCAUCCUUCCUCAGUUCCCAACAUCUUCCUUAGUUUCAAAUCCCAUCCAGAUGGGAUAGUGGGGCGCAGACUCAUGGGACAAACAAGCAUCACUGCCCCCUCUCAGCUGCCCAACAGUCUUUCACCAUCCCCAUGGUAGCACAGAUGCUGUCUUCCUUUUGUUAAUUAGAUAUUAUUGUUUUGGCUUCUUGUAGUCUUAUUUAAAACUUGGCUUCAUUUUUUUUUUUUUUUUUUUUUGGAGCAUGCCGUUUCUUCAUCCAAUAACGUUUAGUGCACCUCCCCUAGGUAUACACUUUUUAUCCCAUUCAUCCCUUAAUUUCAAUUCUUCAGUCUGGGGAUCAGUCAGUCCUUGCAUAUUAGGAGGAAGAAAUACUCCAUGUUUUGCUCAGUCUUCCGUUUGUGAACAGAUGUGCCGCACCUGGAUGCACACAUUGUAGACCAGGGUCACCUGCACAGAGCCCCUCCAGCUCCUUGCUCCUUUCACGCAGCAGAACCAUGGUGGCCCGUGGGAGUCUGAGGGGACAUCUCCAUUAUUUAUUUAGCCAGCUAUUUUCUUGUGCAUACUUAAGGCCUCCCCAAAUUCCCAAGACUUAUGCAUUAGGCCUUAGAAUAAGUUUUGUUGUUCCCUGUAAAAACACUCUCAUAAAGAAAGACCUUGUACUACAACAUAGAGGGAAACCUAAGUAAUAAUUGUUUUAAAAACAUUUUUUAAAAGGCUAAAGUCAACAACUCACAAAGUUGAAUGUGUUCGUUAUAUUGAAGUGCAGGUCUCUUUUUCCCCCCAUUUUUUUAAAAAAUGUUUUUAUUUGUUUCAGAAAGAGGAAGUGAGCGGGAGAGAGUAAUAGGAACAAUCAUGAGAGAUAAUCAGUGAUGGGCUGCCUCCUUCACGUCCCCCACUGGGAAUCUAGCCUGCACCCGGUCCUGUGCCCUGACCUGGAAUAGAAGUGUGACCUCUUGGUUCAUGGGUCUACGCUCAACCUCUGCGCACACUGGCCGGGCCAAAUGCAUUUUUCUUGAAGGAAUUUGCUAGACUCUUCUAGUUCUUAGGCCUCAUGGUAAAAUUGUAAGUUUGGCCCUAGCUGGUUUGGCUCAGUGGGUAGAGCGUCGGCCUACAGACUGAAGGGUCC